Messenger RNA from Daldinia decipiens, 2094 nucleotides. RefSeq lists its product as uncharacterized. Bases 312 to 1394 code for a protein of 360 amino acids. The transcript has a single exon. Lineage: Eukaryota; Fungi; Ascomycota; Sordariomycetes; Xylariales; Hypoxylaceae. The record is from RefSeq and is a predicted model, not a curated record.
UUUACGGAAGCCUUUUCCUUUAUUUUCUAGAACCUGCCUACUAACUUAAUAACAUUAUGUAACUGGCUUGCACCCUUUCAGAAGAUAGGAGUCAGAGAACUUCUAAGAUGGAGGAAGCCCUUUUAAGAGUUACUGGGCUCCCCUCGGUGGUCCUGGGAAUCGCAGCGUCAAUAUGCUUGCCAGAACCUCCCCAACGACCUCAGGUACCGGCGGAAUUUGCACACGUUCAACCUGGAAGAACUGGUCAUACCAAGAACAACUUCAUAAAAUAACUUAGAGAGGCAUCCUAGCGGGCGAAUAGUGCAGAAGUCAUGGCAAGGAAAAGGAAUGAUAAUAGAUUCCGGGGCUCAGCGACUCGCGCUAAUAAUAGACGAGGCCCGCGAAGUGUAAACUUCGAUGAUGAUUACCCCAUGGGCGGUGUUGGCUCUCCGGUCGCGAAGGGUCAUCAUUCAUCGAAUAGAAGAAGCGACCAGAACUAUAAUCCGUCGCGCGGUCGAAGCCGAUCUCCAUACCGCGGCAAUAACAGGAAAAACAACCGUGCCCAAUCCUUCUCGCAGGACCAGCACUCACGAAACAACCAUAAUCCUCACCACGGCGCCCAAGUGCACAGAACCAAGUCCCAUAACAACCCCAACGCCAGCUCAAACAACAAACACAACCGCCGCAGACACCCCAGGGCCGCAAGCAUAGACAACGCCGACGCCGACGAGAACACCAGCAUCGACGACCCGUUCAACUCUUCGUUCUUCUCCCCGCGGCAAGCCCACAACGGCGUCUACAAAAGCAGAAGCAGCAACAACAUCCGGUCCUGCACAGAAUGCAGUUCCGUCCGCCGCGCGAACCUGCGCUUCCGGAACUGGGCCGUGCGCGCCUUGAGCCAGUGCAGCGAGCGCUUCGCCGCGUGGGCCAACGAAGUGGGAGUCGGGUUUGGGACGGGGGAUGAGAUGGACUGGCAGCCGGAGCCAGUGGUGCGGGUGUUGCUAGUCGGUGGAGAUAUGUCGCCUACUUCCACCAGUUCUACUGCUUCUCUGCCUCCCAUUAGCCUGCUUACGGGCACAGAGGGUCAGCAGCGGCAAGAGGAGCAGAUAGGUCCGGUGCCAACGCCUGGGCCGUGGGCUUGGCCCCCUUGGUCUGCGCCAACAGGAUGUCCACCGCCCGAGGCCGUUCCGGCGCAACUACAAGACGGCGGGCUUGCGACGUCCCAGGGAAAUAUACCGUGCGAUGGGAUAUGCGGGGGCGACGGUAAUGGAACUUUGCCGAUCUCAGGCUUCGGAUCGCUAGGUGCUAGCUGCGGCGAAGUGCCGGGGCCUCCAUCGAAUCUCGACUCUAACAUGGGCCUCAAUCAGUGGAGCAUAAGGGAUCAGGGUAAAUCUGGAGAAGUCGAAGAUGACUGAAUAUGUGCGCGCAAAGCUAUCUAACCUAGACAACUCCCUAGAUGAUAGUCAAGGAUCUAUCGAAAUAGAUAGUAGUAGAGCUAGAGGUAUGAAUGUUUAUGCUAGUCAUUUAAGCAAAUAUCAUUCACUAGUACCCAACUCUACUAGAUGUUGAACAUCGUAGAACUAAGCUCACGCGAAUAGAUAGGGGGCGCUGUGGCAUGCAGGGGGAACACAGAGGGAGUAAAUAAAGGUUUUUUUGUCUCGUAUACUAUGCUGACGGUUGAUAGGAGAGUAGAGCUACUGGUCUCGAUAUGACUGGUCUCGAUAUGCUAGCUAGAAUCACAGUAAUCUGGGUUGAGGUACUAGAUCUUGACAAUACGGCGAUGUAAUCAACAUGCCACAAUAGCAAUGAUAUACCUUAUAACAAGAGAUUGAAUAGACAAAUGCGUGGAUCGAACUGCUUGCGUGGUAUUGACCAGAUAGACUUUUCCCUAUGGAAACUGAUGCACAGAUGAAAUAUCAAUAAACCGACCCUCCGAACGCCUAGUCGCCGUUGCCUGAUGGGAAUAACUCCAUCCCACGAACCACGUGGAUUAUGAUCGUUACAUCAAGACCGCAAUAUAACACAAAAUAGGUUGCUUUCCUCUUAGCCUAUAAGGUGCCUACUUCGCCUCUUGGUAUUGUCCAAUCACGAUACAGUGAUCUCGUUCAUAGGGUU